Messenger RNA from Limulus polyphemus (Atlantic horseshoe crab), 5344 nucleotides. RefSeq names its product ATP-dependent 6-phosphofructokinase-like. Bases 152 to 2599 code for a protein of 815 amino acids. The transcript is spliced from 21 exons. Gene Ontology annotation, cellular component: 6-phosphofructokinase complex; cytoplasm. NCBI's taxonomy places the organism in Eukaryota, Metazoa, Arthropoda, Merostomata, Xiphosura, Limulidae. Gene Ontology annotation, molecular function: ATP binding; 6-phosphofructokinase activity; AMP binding. The record is from RefSeq and is a predicted model, not a curated record. Gene Ontology annotation, biological process: fructose 1,6-bisphosphate metabolic process; fructose 6-phosphate metabolic process; canonical glycolysis.
AGUCCACUAGGUUUCGCUAGUGCGUUUACUGCUCCUCUCGAAGUCACAAAGACGUUGAAGGUCGAAGUUAUCUAACACUGCUCUGUUGGAGCCGGUGUCUGUACGGAAGUGGGCAUUUUAAAGAACUUCUGGGAGAGAUUUAAAAUUAAAAAUGUUUCACAAUGGCCAGACUUACCAGCGUUCUGACACAGUAGUGGUAUCAUUAUUGUCACCAGCUAACGAUGAUGAGAACAAAAGUAGAUUCUUCAGCAGGGAAGGUCUUGCUGUCACCAGAGGAGGCCACAAAGGAAAUGCUAUUGCUGUAUUAACCAGUGGUGGCGACUCUCAAGGGAUGAAUGCUACUGUUCGAGCUGUUGUCAGAAUGGGACUAUAUAUGGGUGCUAGAGUCUACUUCAUCAAGGAAGGUUAUCAAGGAAUGGUAGAUGGUGGAGAAAACAUCGUAGAAGCAGGUUGGGUUGGUGUUUCAGGAAUCAUCCACAAGGGUGGAACAGUGAUUGGAAGUGCUCGAUGUAAAUCAUUCCGCGAGAGAUCAGGCCGUCUAAGAGCUGCAGCAAAUUUGGUGAAGCAUGGUAUCUGUAACCUGGUGGUUAUUGGUGGUGAUGGUAGUUUGACGGGUGCUAACAUUUUCCGCCAAGAAUGGUGUUCUCUACUUGAUGAGUUGGUUGAACAAGGUGAAAUAACACCAGCUAAACAAGCUGAGUGUAGCACCUUAAACAUUGUAGGCAUGGUUGGUUCUAUAGACAAUGAUUUUUGUGGGACUGACAUGACUAUUGGGACAGACUCUGCUCUCCACAGGAUUGUGGAAGCUGUUGAUGCCAUAGUCACUACAGCUUCGAGCCACCAGAGAACAUUUAUACUGGAAGUUAUGGGAAGACAGUGUGGGUAUCUUGCCCUAGUGGGAGCUCUAGCAAGUGAGGCAGAUUUUGUUUUCAUCCCUGAGUGGCCUCCUGAAAGUGAUUGGCCUGACAAGCUGUGCAAAAAAUUGAAACAGGAACGAGAUUUAGGUCAGAGACUGAACAUCAUUAUUGUGGCUGAAGGAGCAAUUGACAGGCAGGGGAAUCCCAUCACUGCAGAACAGAUAAAAAAGGUUUUAUUCAACAACCUAAAACAAGAUUCUCGUAUAACUGUUCUUGGCCAUGUGCAGCGUGGUGGAUAUCCAUCAGCUUUUGACAGAGUUUUAGGCUGUAGAAUGGGUGCCGAGGCUGUAUUGGCUUUAUUUGAGGCUACUCCCGAGUCUGAGGCUUGUGUCGUAUCACUAGAUGGAAAUCAAGCUGUUAGAGUGCCUCUGAUGGAAUGUGUGGAGAAGACAAAAAGAGUUUCAAAGUGCAUGGCUGAUUUUCAGUGGGAAGAGGCUGUAAAACUAAGAGGAAGGAGUUUUGUGAGAAACCUUCAGACUUACCGAAUGCUAACAAGAUUAAGGCCUCCAAAAUCAGCAUUUGAUGCCUUGGGACAAGGAACUUCAGAGAAAAGGGGUGGGUAUGCUUUAGCAGUAAUGCAUGUUGGAGCUCCAUGUUGUGGAAUGAAUGCUGCCGUGAGGUCAUUUGUUCGAAACUGCCUUUAUCGAGGCGAUGUGGUAUAUGGUAUCCAUGAUGGAAUAGAAGGACUAAUUGAAGGAAAUGUUCAAACGAUGGGAUGGAGUGAUGUAAAUGGUUUGGUUGGUCAAGGUGGAGCUUUUUUAGGAACCAAAAGAACCCUUCCAGAACCACAUAUGGAGCAGGUUGUCAGUCGUUUGAAAGAAUUUAACAUUCAAGCACUGCUGGUUAUUGGAGGAUUUGAAGCUUUUCACACAGUCUUGCAAUUGGCUGACAACAGAAGCAGGUACCCUAUUCUCAGGAUGCCCAUGUGUGUAAUACCUGCAACUAUUAGUAACAACGUCCCUGGUACAGAGUUCUCUCUCGGUGCUGACACAGCUUUGAAUGAAAUUACAGAGAUUUGUGAUCGUAUCCGGCAGUCUGCACAAGGAACAAAACGACGAGUGUUUGUUGUGGAAACAAUGGGUGGUUACUGUGGUUACUUAUCUACUCUUGCUGGAUUGGCUGGUGGUGCUGAUGCUGCUUACAUCUUCGAAGAGCCUUUUUCCGUCAACCAAUUGAUGGACGAUGUAAUGCACAUGCAAGCUAAAAUGGCAGAAGGUGUACAGAGAGGACUUAUCCUUAGGAAUGAAUAUGCUAACCCUAACUACACUACAGAAUUCAUCUACAGACUGUAUAGUGAAGAAGGAAAAGAUGUAUUCUCAGCACGAAUGAAUGUACUGGGUCAUAUGCAGCAGGGUGGAAGUCCUUCUCCAUUUGAUCGCAACUUUGGAACUAAAAUGGCUGCUAAGGCUGCUGAUUGGCUAAUCAGUCGUUUGAAAGAGUCCAGAGAAAAUAAAGAUCCAAGUGCAGGUACAGACCUUGAAACGGCUGUGCUGCUUGGAUUAGUCCGCCGUCAAUACUGCUUUACCCCAGUACAGAAACUCAAAGACAUUGCUGACUUUAAGCACAGAAUCCCUACCCAUCAGUGGUGGUUGAAGCUUCGACCCUUGCUUAGAAUCUUAGCCAAGCAUGAAUCCACUUAUGAGGUUGAAGCAGAGCCUACUGAUUAUGAUUGGGAAGACUGACUAAUCUUAGGUUGAGCUUAUAGUUGUCUGUUAAAUUUAAGUAUUAAAUUAAUAGUGAUUUUAUUUCGUGAUAUCAGUAGUGACUUCUUGAAGAAUCUGUAUUGUUCCAUCAGAAUUUAUUGUUCUUGGUCAGUAAUGUGCACAUGUUUGGUAAUAAUGAUUUUUGUGUAAAUGUGUGUAUGAUAAAUUUUCUGUAUUAUUUCCAAGUUUAAUUUGAGUAUGAAGCUUUUUCAAUCAUUGCAUGUUAUAAACCAACUAAUGUUAUAUGAUGAUGAUGCAGAACAGUUCUGUGAAUUAGUGGUUAGUUUAGCAUCUGAAACUGAGUAUAGUUGAAAAUUAUGGAUUAUGUAUAACCUUUCAUGUUAAGUUAGAACAUAUAUAUUUGAGUAGGGAAUGAAAUUUUUAGGAGGAAGAGGGGGGUUACUUGAUGGGGUCUGGGACAUGCUUUCCUGGAAAACAUUUUAAACCAUACAAACUGACUGAUUCCAAACAUUUUGCAUAAAACAGUGGGGUUGAGUUGGUAGCAUAUUUUACCCCCCCCCCCAUUUUUGGUCUGAUUACCCCUUGUUAUUCAUCCAUUUUGUAAUCACAAGCCAUCCUAUUCCCCCCACCUUAUCUUUCAUCUGGAUCAGCCCCUGAUGGGCAACACAAUUCUCUUUUGGUAACCAUAUUUUAUUCUUGCAUAUAGAUAUUAUGCAAUAUAUAAAAAUUUAUUUUUAAUGCAGGUUUCUUUAUCUGUAUCACACAGGUAUUUGCUGCUUUUAUUGCCCUUUCUCCGUUAAUUUUAAUAUACUGUGCUAGUUAAACAGAGUUUAAUAAUUAGAGUAGUGUAAUGGUAUUAGUCUCUUAAUUUAUUAGAAAAUGAUGUGAUACUUUUUUUAAUUGUAAAAUUGUUGUAGAAAAACAAAGUUUGACUUUUCUUUUUCUACUAGAUUUGUUUGUCUUCUGUCACCAAUUAAUUUUAUUUACUUCUUUAUGUGAGAAACACAAAAAUUUAAUUUAGUUCUUUCUUUUUUACUGUGAUGGGAAAUUGACCAAAGAAAAGUGUUAUAUUAAUCUGAUAAACACAUAUGUCCUGUGUUAUAAAUAAAAGUAUUUUUGAGCUUAAUAACACAUUUUUCUCUAGUUAUAUAAAGAUUUUAUUGUUAUGUAUAGUUGUUUUUUAUUAGAUAAAUGGAUUUCUUAUUGAAAUUUCUUGGAAAUCAUGAAUGGAUUUUUAAAAGGUUUUUAAACCUUACGAAGUGCUACUUUCAAAGGCCUAGUUGCAAUAGAACUAUUUAUGUGUUAAAAUGUAAGUGGAAAAUCUGAAAGUGGUAUUCAGAACUUGUAUCAUUCAGUAUACUUAUUCCAGAUUUAUUAGAGUAUCAGUAGAUACAGCACAGCCAGUUUUUAGUAAAAUUUUAUGUUUUAAGUGCUUCCUUUUCAACAAUGGCAAAAAAAAUUUUUUUUGCUUCAAUUUAACUCAUUGUGAAAGUUUUGGUUUUUAAAUAUGUUAAUUAACAGUAGUGACAUUUUACAAACAAAUAACACUAUCGGAAAUUGUUUUCUACAAAUAAAUGUUUCUUGGGAUUUCCAUUAUGGUGCACAUAAUCCUGAAAUGUUUUUUAGUGAUUAUCAGCUGUAUCAUGAUGGACUAUGUCUACCUCAUCUGAAUAUUUAUAACUUGUUUCAAAUCAAACAUUCCAAGUUUAUUUCAGCUACUUUUAGUGUAAAAGCUUUGUUUUACUAAUAUAUUUGUUUUGCAAAUGAACCAUUAAUGCAUUUAAUAAUUGUAUUAAGUUUUUUUUUGUGCAAAUUUUUGUGAACUUCCUAUAGGAUAGCACCAUAAUAACCAAUAUCAGUUAUGGUUGUAUAUCAAUUGGAUACUAGAAAUUUGUUGCAAAUAAUUCUUUUUUUGUAAGUUAUAACACUUACGAAAACAGCAUUGUUGAUAUGAAUGUUAAUGCUAAAGAUGAUUACAAUAUAUUUAAGAUUUACACUCUGUUUAUAUUGAUAUUUUUUUGUGUGAUACAUCAUGAUGUACCAAAGUUUAAAGGUUGUUGAACUGACAUUUUGUGAUGGGAUGUUUUUACGUGGGUAAUUCACCUUCACAAUGUGGUAAAGUUUAAUUGUUGUUGAACUGACUCUUUGUGAUCAGAUGAUGUUUUAGAUGAGUGAUUUAUCUUCAUGAUUUAGGAACGUUUUACAGUUUAUUGAACUGAAUUUAUGGUAAUUGAAUGGUGUUUUAGUGGGUGAUUCACCUUCAUGGCAUAGGAAAAUUUUACAGUUUGGUGUGAUGUUUUAUGUGUGAUUUACCUUCUUAAUAUGGUGGAAGUUUUAAGAAGAUCUUAAAGAGAGUUUUACCUGAAUAAUGUUUCAUGUGAGUAAUCCACCUUUAUGGAAAGAUCAAAGCUAAAAGGGUGUUUUAUAUAAUAACACAAUUGUAAUUGAUCUAAAGUCAUUAAUUAGGUCUGAGGUAAAAUUUUUUCUUAAAUCCACCUUGUUUCAGCAUUAAUAUACCAUAUACUCAGCCACAUAGACUUAACCCAACUAGAAAUAUGUUAAUGUUAAGACUUUAUUUAUUUCUAAGCAAUAGCAGUAAUUAAGAAAAAAAUAAAUAAGGAUUUUUUUAAAAAUUUUAAAAUAUGAUUAAAGUAACAUGUUGUGUAUGCAGAAGAGGGAACAAAGCACUUUUAGUUUAAAAUGUGUUACUCUAGACUACUUAAUGUUUAAGUUAAACUAGUGGAGUUUUAAUUUUAAUUUAGA